Suillus discolor is the source of this 204-nucleotide messenger RNA. RefSeq lists its product as uncharacterized. The annotation marks the transcript as partial. The record is from RefSeq and is a predicted model, not a curated record. NCBI's taxonomy places the organism in Eukaryota, Fungi, Basidiomycota, Agaricomycetes, Boletales, Suillaceae. The transcript has a single exon.
GUUUGGAGGAAGACUCAAGCCCCGAUCAAUAAGAAUAUUCACAUGCACAUGCAGACUGCGAAUGGAGGUUCCCAGGACAUGUCUGGAUGCCUUGAGAUGCUCGAAAUCAACGUUGAUGGUAUCAAAAUGUGGGCCCAUGCCUAUGUUAUUGCUGAUGCUCCAUAUUGUUUGCUCUUAGGAUGUCCGUGGCAGCGGCUUGUUUGA